GUUUUUCUUUAAUUUUCUUUCUUUAUUCUAUAAAUUCCCAAGAUUUUGAUUAAUUUAAUUAAAUCCUCCAAGAGUAAAGGACUUUAGCAUCUUAAGUGUGCCGCUUUUGCAUACGAUGAUCACCACUCGAAGUGCAUCGAUGUAUUGGGUGUCAGUGUAUAUGGCCUCUCCAUCGUACGAUCGCAAGUGUGCAAGAGUUUAGAAAAUUUUCAUGAAUGCACUCGCAAAAAUAAAAUUGUGCAUUUAGUCUGCAUUUUGUAUUCUCACGUGAAACCGCUUAGUAUUGGAGACGAGAAAAAUUUCUUUUCUCUCCUUUUUUUUUCUUUUCGGCGGUUAAGAAAAACGCGACGCGGAGUGAAACGAGGGGGUGUAUGUUUUAGUUUUAAUUUUUUUUUACCAAUGCGGGGGUGGACUUCGGGGGAUGAGAGCUGUUUAUCUGGAUUACGGCACCAGGUAGCGGCUGUGCGCGAAUUUUUUUAUUUAUACAAUUCUAACAUCAACAUAGCCUACAAAUCCACAAAUUAAGGAGAGAAAAAAAAUAUUAAUCCCAAAUAAAAGAGAAAAGAAAUAAACCUCAGAAUAAAGUGGUGUUGUGGGUGCAAUGUGAGUGACAUAGGACGGUUAAUUUUUGAAAAACAAAAAAAGAGAAAGUUUUUCGCGCGCAAAAGUCCAAAGACGUAAAGAGAACAAUCUUGUAGAACGUACAGCCUACAAAUUCGCAAUUCCGCGUGACAAAGGUGGAUCACGAGGUGCUAAAUGCAUGGCUGUGCACGCCUGCCGGUGUCACAGCUAAGACCGAGGCAUUGGACUUGAGCGCAACACAUACACCAACGGACGUUACAUCAAUGAGCACUGAUGUGGAUAGGCUGUACAAAAUGAACACCAGUGACUUCUGGCAGGCACGUGCACCACACAUGAUGCCCAUUAAGGGUGAUAGUCCCACACCAUGCAACCCACCGCUCUCACCUGGGCUCCAGCACCAACUCCUGGCCAAUCAGAUGACCGGACAGAUCCCACAGCCGAAUCCGGCUAAUCACCAGCUACAGCCUAGCCCAACGCCAGGUGGUUCCGGUACACCGGACACAAAACCCACCACUGAGAAGCUCGUCAAUGAGUUCCAGCAGCAACUGACGCGAUCCAAUAGUGCAGCAACGAUCAGUGAGCGAACAUUAGAAGAAUGCUGGUCAACCCUGCAACGAAUCUUCAUGCACAAGAGCGCCAUGCAGAUGCAGCACGCCCGGGAUCUACAGCGAGGUGUGGGCGUAGGUGGGCUCAGUGGAUCUGGCAUGGGUGCAGAAGUAAAGCCACACCAGUGUCAGCAGUGUCUCAAGAGCUUCUCAAGCAAUCACCAGCUCGUCCAACACAUUCGUGUCCACACCGGCGAGAAACCCUACAAGUGCUCAUACUGCGAUCGAAGGUUCAAGCAGCUAUCGCACGUACAGCAACAUACGAGGCUCCACACAGGAGAACGUCCGUACAAAUGUCACUUGCCUGAUUGCGGUCGAGCUUUUAUUCAACUUUCAAAUUUGCAACAGCACCUGAGAAAUCAUGAUGCCCAGGUCGAACGCGCCAAAAAUCGUCCUUUUCACUGCAAUAUCUGCGGGAAGGGUUUCGCAACGGAGUCCAGUUUGCGCACCCACACGUCCAAGGAGUUACAGCUGCAUCUUGGUGUCUUGCAGCAACAUGCAGCCCUAAUCGGUGGCCCAAAUGCUACCUCCUGCCCAAUUUGCCAUAAGCUCUUCCUCGGCGGUGAGGCACUCAUGGAGCACAUGAAGCACACGCACAAGGAUCCAAAUGCAUCCGGAGUGGCCACCAAGAGGCGGACCGCCAACCAUCCGUGCCCCGUUUGUGGGAAGCACUACGUUAACGAGGGCUCCCUGAGGAAACACUUAGCCUGCCAUCCGGAAACAUCGCAACUCACAACAAGUCUCAGGAUGUGGCCAUGUUCCGUAUGCCAGGCUGUCUUUACGCACGAAGCAGGCCUCCUAACGCACAUGGAGCAUAUGAGAAUGGAUCCUAAGCACCAGUUUGCCGCUCAGUACGUCCUAUCGCGAGCAGCAGCUGAACGACGGGAAAGGGAUACCCUGCUAGCUGCUGCGGCGGCAGUUUCCAAUUCCAAUCUCCUUGGCAUUGGUUCAGGUGGUGGUGGGCAGAAUAGCAUGUGCCCCAGCCCGUCGGCGCACUCAGACAGCUCCAGCGGUGGCGGACGCCUGUCGUCGGCGGGCUCAGACCCAGGAGCUGGUCUCCUUAACAAUAACAACAACAACUGCAGCAGUAAACUCAGUGAUAUCCUACGUGGUGCCAACAAUGGGCACUUACAGCAGUACAAUGUGGAUGAUCUGCAUGCCAAUCGAAUGGCAAUGGUUGCAGCCGCAGCGGCUGGCAUCCAGCCGGGUGUGGAUUCCAAUACAGCCGCUGGGGCUGUGCAAGCUGCCGUUGUUAAUCUUGCAGCUGCCAUGCGAAUGCAACAGCAACAGCAACAACCGCCGUCGGUACAAGUAACCGCAACACCACCCGCUGCUACCAAUAAUGGCUCCACAACAGUUCAAGCGCCUGGUGCCUCACCCACCGAUGAGGAUACAGCCAGUGCAGCUGCUCAGGCUGCCAUGAAUGCCAUGCGGGUGUCAAUGGCCGACAGUAUGAUGCGGUCAUCAAUAGGUGUAGAUCCCAUACAUCAUCAGGGCCACCAUCAGAGUCAAAAUUCCCCAGAGGCAGCCCUGAGGAUACAUCAAGCUGAGGCAAUACUGCGAUCUCAAGCGGAGGCCGCCCUGCGUCUGGCUGUCUCCCAAGCAGCAGCCGUGGCGGCAUCUGGGAGCUCAACGAGUGGUGCCACGUCAAAUGGUGCCACAACGAGUCUCAGCAACUUCCAUCAGACGCCAGCGGUCUCAGCGGCAGCCAGCCAGCCGCAGCCACCGCUACAGCAACAAAUGUCGCCAGAACUGAGCGAGGCGCUGCGGCUGGAGCAUGCCCUGAGGCUGGAUCCGCGUGCCCUCACAUUCACUCUGUCUAGUCAUGUACAACAACAACAACAGCAACAGCAACAACAACAACAAUCAGGUGGGCAGAAUCAAGCCUCCCACACGUCCUGAAGCACGGAUGUCGCCGGCGAAGUAGCCGGCGGCUAUGGCGGUAGCGCUUUGGUGCGUCUCCUUGGUAAGGACACAUCCCACCAGUCACCCAUAAUGGGGGGCUUCUUCUAGUGCGACCCGCCGGCACAUGGUCCGAAUAAAAAUUUAUAAUUAAAAAAAACUAAAAAUUAAAAAGUUAUUUUACAAUCAAAAGUAGCGGUGUGACACACUUUGAAGCACAAUAUUUUAAUUUAGAAUUUACAAAAAAAAAGAAAACAAAAAGUGAAAAUGAAAAAUUUUAAAAUAAUUUAAUAUAUUAGCUAAAUUAACUGUCUUUUUUUUAAAUAUUAUAUUUUACAUGUUUGAGGGGCAAUGCUCCUUCAAAACAAGGAUGAGGGUCUGGUGAAAAAUCACCAAUAUAUUGAUGGAAUUUUGCUUAUUUGUUAAUCCUUUUAGGCACGUACAGAAAAUUAUCAAAAUCGGUUUAGAAGUUUCUAUUUUUUGCUUCAAAAAAUGAAUUUUUAAAGCUCUAAACUGAUAAAGAUAAAUCUAAAUUGCUCCUAAUUAAGUAAUCUAAAGGAAUUGCAAAAAAAAUCUUAAUUUUGAAAAAAUCUUUUAAUUCUUUUUUUUUCAAUAUCGAUGCGAUGUAGGAGAAAAAUGAAAACAUUUUCAGAACAUUAAAAUUGUCGUUUUUUUUUUUUAGAGGAAAAGUCUGAAGGAACUAGGCUUUCUCCCAAGUCAGAAUUAAAUCAACAAAAAUAAAAGGAAUUUCUCAAAAUUAAGGAUAAUUCUUAAAGCCUAGAAAGGAACUUUGAGACCAAUUUUGAUAAAGUUAAAUAUAGGGCUCCGAAAAAUCGAACUUUUCGAUGCUUCGAAGUGUUGAGAAAAAAUCGAAGCACUGCAAAAGAACUGCUUCGUUUUUAAAAUCGUCCAUCCGCUUCGAAUACCUAAAAUGCUUCGAAGCUUCGAAUAUUUUAAAAAGCUUCGAAGCUUCGAAUAUCUAAAAAUUACUCGAAGCUUCGAAGCUUAUUCGAUUAUUCGAAUAAUCGAAGCAUUUUAAAAACGAAGCAGUUCUUUUGCAGUGCUUCGAAUACGCUUCGAUGCUUCGAAUCACCGAAGCUUCGAUGUUCAGAUCGAAAGUCCGAGCCCUAGUUAAAUACAAAGAUUUUUUUCUAAAGAUUUCUUAAAGUUAAGACUUUGAUAAAUCUUUAAAAACAAUCUUUAUGAAAAAAAAAGCAUUUAGGAAUUGAAAACAAUUGAUUACGAGACGUUCGACAAAAUUGUCUACACUGCAACGUAAUCAAUAUGAAAAACAGUUUCAAAAAAUAAAGCAAAAAUCUCAUCAAUAUUUAAAAUUAAAAGAAAUAUAAAUGUGCAAUCGUGCCAGACCCUCUCAAUGAUCUUGCAAUGGUUUUUUUUAAAUAAAAAAAAUAUUAAUUAUUUUUCACAAAAUAUUUUUCUUCUUUUAUUUAAAGAGUUUUUUUUUUUAAUUUCUGUGAUUGACUUUAGUCACACCAUCGCUCUAAAUAUUAGGGAAAACAAAUGUGAUUUGAAUGCAAUUUUUACACAAGUUCUUUUUGUAUAAUUUUUAAAAUGAAAAAAAGGAUACAAACAAAAAACACAUCUUAGAAAUAAGGGAUAAACGCCCACAUUACCUUUAUUUUUUCAAACUUCAACGGAAUCUUUUCCUUUUCAAAUGGCGGUUUGUUAUUCGAAUUGUUUAACGGAAAGAUUUAAGAGAGAUUAAAUUUUUCUUUAUUAUUUCUCUUUUUUUAGUUAGAAAAAUCUCUCGGGUUAUGUUUUUUCAUUGUGAUUUUGUGUUAUUAUAAUGGCUUUCUUAUUCUUAUUCUUUGUCAAAAUCACAUCGUGUGAACAAGUACAAGUACAAUAAAAAUUUAAAAGAAAAAAAAUGAAAACAUUAAAACAUUAGAGACAGGACAGAAGCCCCGAGAAGACGUCUCUGGGUGUGAAGAAAUAAAAACCAAUUAAAAAAAAAUAUUUCUCUGUGAAAACAUCACGAAAGAACCCUUUAGAACAUUUUGCAGAGAAAUAGAAAGAGAAAGAGAGAGCUGGACAUCAUGUAGGCAAAAAAAAAAACUAAAUAACAAAAAAAGAAACAAGCAGUGAACGUAGGGAAAGCGAUUAAAUGGACGUUUAUGGAGUUGAAUAGAUCCUUCAAUUGACCCCAAAACACUGGCCCCCCGCUAGGCUACUACUUACCGUAGUUAGCCCAAUUUUCCCCCCUCCCACGACACCCCCAUCCCCCCUGUAGGUACACAAAUUCUCCUCAUUUUUAUUUUAUUUUUAUUCUCAAUUUUGAAGCUUUACUUAUAAAAAAAAAAAACGAGACACAGUAUAUAAGUAAUUUAACAAACAAACAAACAAAACAAUCAAGGUCGCGUAGAAUUAAAUUAACAAACAAAAAAUACGAGAAAACAUCUCAAGGGGUCUUAGGCUGGUCGUUGAUAUCGUGUUAAAAAAUCUUUUUUUUUUUUUAAAGAAUUUAAGACAAUUGAAAAUAAUGGAAAAUUUUAAAAAAAGAAAAGAAAAAUCUUUAGUUCUAAAGAAUAAUUUUUCUUACAAAUCAGAUUCUUUUAUUUUAAGUUUAUUAAAAAAAAAACAAUUUGAAUUAAAUGAAUUUUGAAAAUAUCCUUUAAAAGCAUGAAGUUGAAUCUUUAACAUUAGGUCCUAACUUAAGAUCACAAAAAAUUAUUUUUUUUUUACAUUUAAAAGUUUUACAAAAAAAGUAAAACAGCAAAAAUUUUGAAUCCUAAAAAAGAUCUUUAAAAAAAUUUAAAAGAAAAUUAAAAAUAAAGAAAAAAGAAAAUAUAAAAAUUAUUUUUUAUCCUUUAGGCCAUUUUAGGAUUCUACAAAAACACUUUAAUAUAUUUUUUUAAAGAUUGCCUCAAUCUGUCUAUUAGAAUCUUAUAUUUUAAUAAGUUCUAGGACCCUAAUAUUUUUUCAAGAAUCUAACAAAAAAGUUUAUAAAAUCUAGACUUCACAUUCUAAAUUUUCUGGAAUAAUUUUUAGAGAAUUCUGUGUUAGGACCAAAAUAAAAAUUAAUCAAAAACGAAAAGAAAUUCCAGCAUAAAAAUUUAUAAAUACAAAAAGAAACGAACAGCCUAGACCCCAAAAUGGGAUCAAUGUGUCCGCUAAUUAUACCCCUAAUUAGGUUCAACAUCCUAAGUUUUAAAAACUUUACACCUAGCCUGGACACUAGGCAAGAGAAAACCUUUUGGUUUAACCCCCCAGAAAACCUUUU
Messenger RNA from Lutzomyia longipalpis, 6330 nucleotides. It is a transcript of the gene dati, whose product is annotated as zinc finger and BTB domain-containing protein 17. Lineage: Eukaryota; Metazoa; Arthropoda; Insecta; Diptera; Psychodidae. Gene Ontology annotation, cellular component: nucleus. Gene Ontology annotation, molecular function: DNA-binding transcription factor activity; RNA polymerase II cis-regulatory region sequence-specific DNA binding. Gene Ontology annotation, biological process: regulation of transcription by RNA polymerase II. The transcript has 9 exons. The record is from RefSeq and is a predicted model, not a curated record. The coding region runs from base 846 to 3089 and encodes 747 amino acids.